AUGCGUACAACAUUUGUUUGCAGCAAGGAAGAUGACAUUAAGAGGCUGCCACUUAAGGACAAUGACGUAUGCAGACGGCCUUCCUUCAAGUGCCCCCGCAUCACCAACGUCUAUCGGACGCACGAUGGAACGUGCAACAACGUCCACCGGCCUGGCUGUGGACGUUCUAGCUCCGGAUUCUUGCGUCUUCUUCCUGCCCACUACCAUGACGGAGUCUAUGAAAUUCGACAAUCAGUGACUGGACAUCCUCUGCCUAGUGCCAGGGAAGUUCAACUGAAUGUUUUUGGAGAAAAACGAAUUUCUUCUGAUGAUUUUAAUCAAUUCUUCAUGCAGUGGGGACAGUUUGUCGCACAUGAUUUGGGUCUUUCCCCCACAAAACAAACAACUUCUGGACCUUUCCAAUGUUGUGAGAGUGAUGGCUCAGCAGUUCUGCCAGCAUCAAAACUUUCUGAUGCAUGUUAUCCAAUUCCUGUGUCUCCUCAUGAUCCUGUCUAUAGCAAAUAUGGUGUGUGCUGUAUGGAGUUUGUGCGUGCAAUGACAGUUGUCCCUGAUGACUGUGUGCUUCAGCCAGCAAUCCCGAUGAAUGGUGCCACAUGACACUUAGAUCUUUCUGUGCUCUAUGGUAACAAUGAUUUGGCUAACAGUGGACUUCGUAAAAAUGAGGAUGGUCGCCUUGCAGUAUCUGUUUUCCA
This is a messenger RNA of Schistocerca gregaria, 692 nucleotides long. RefSeq names its product peroxidase-like. The coding region runs from base 1 to 597 and encodes 198 amino acids. Gene Ontology annotation, biological process: response to oxidative stress. Gene Ontology annotation, molecular function: heme binding; peroxidase activity. Lineage: Eukaryota; Metazoa; Arthropoda; Insecta; Orthoptera; Acrididae. The transcript is spliced from 4 exons. The record is from RefSeq and is a predicted model, not a curated record.